Molecule: messenger RNA, 1722 nt
Organism: Coniophora puteana RWD-64-598 SS2
Lineage: Eukaryota; Fungi; Basidiomycota; Agaricomycetes; Boletales; Coniophoraceae
Product: MFS sugar transporter
Exons: 4
Biological process (GO): transmembrane transport
Cellular component (GO): membrane
Molecular function (GO): myo-inositol:proton symporter activity
Source: RefSeq, a predicted model, not a curated record
AACCUCAACGCCAAGCUCGCCAACCCUCUCAAGGGUGUCUCCCAUGAUCAGCUCAUGAAGGACGUCGAAAUCUUCGCUCAGGAGCGUGGCCUCACCCACCACCUCGCCAACCUCCAGAAGGGCGCUCUCGUCGCUCAGGACCCCAACGUCUUCGAGCGCUCAGACCUCUUCACUGAGGAAGAGCGCCGUAUCCUCCGGGAGGAGACCACCAACAAGUUCAAGCAGACCCCUAUGCUCUACUACAUGGUCAUCAUGGCCUCUCUCGCUGCCGCCGUUCAGGGUAUGGACGAGGCCGUCAUUAACGGUGCUCAGAUUAUCUACCCCGCCCAGUUCGGCAUCGGUGAUCCCACCUCUCAGCGCGAUUCGUGGCUGGUUGGUGUCGUUAACUCAGCACCAUACCUUUGCUGCGCCAUCUUCUCUUGUUGGCUCACCGACCCCUUGAACAAGUGGCUCGGUCGCAAAAAGACCAUCUUCCUCACCUGCUUCAUUUCUUUCAUCACAUGUAUCUGGUCUGCGCUUACCAACACCUGGUGGCACCUUUUCAUCGCCCGUUUCUUCCUCGGUAUCGGUAUCGGCCCCAAGUCCGCCACGGUCCCUGUCUACGCUGCAGAGUGCUCUCCCGCUCCCGUUCGUGGCGCCCUCGUCAUGAUGUGGCAGAUGUGGACUGCCUUCGGUAUUUGCAUUGGUGACCUGCUCGACGUCGCUUUCUACUUCGUCAAGGACACGCCUGGCACUACCGGUCUCAACUGGCGUCUCAUGCUUGGUUCGGCCGGUAUCCCCGGUCUCUUGGUCUGCUGUCAAGUUAUGUGGGCUCCCGAGUCGCCCCGUUGGCUCGUUAGCAAGGGCCGCUACGAGGAGGCUUACGGCGAGCUGAACAAGCUCCGCUUCUCCCCCGUCCAGGCAGGCCGUGAUUUGUACUACAUGCACAUCCUCCUCGAGGCCGAGAGCGAGAUGAAGCGGGGCCGCAACCGCCUCGUCGAGAUGUUCACCAUCCCCCGUAACCGCAACGCCGCCCUCGCAUCGUGGAUCGUCAUGUUCGGCCAGCAGUUCUGCGGUGUCAACGUUAUUGCAUACUACUCGUCCACCGUCUUCUUCGAGUCCGGCUUCUCGCGCGUCUCGUCGCUCCUGGCUUCGUUCGGUUUCGGUCUCAUCAACUGGCUCUUUGCUCUUCCCGCGGUCUUCACGAUCGAUACCUAUGGUCGCCGCAACCUCUUGCUAUUCACAUUCCCGCUGAUGUCCGCAUGCUUGUUGCUCACUGGUUUCUCGUUCUGGGCUACAAAUGAGACUGGGCGUGUCGCUGGUGUCUCCCUCGGUAUUUACCUCUUCGGUGUCGUUUACUCUCCUGGCGAAGGUCCCGUGCCGUUCACCUACUCCGCCGAGGCCUUCCCGCUGUACAUCCGUGAGCUCGGAAUGUCCUUCGCGACGGCAACUACGUGGUUCUUCAACUUCGUCCUCUCCAUUACCUUCCCCUCGCUCCUGCUCGCCUUCAAGCCGCAAGGCGCGUUCGGCUUCUACGCCGCGUGGUGCAUGGUCCUCUGGGUGCUCAUCCUCCUCUUCGUGCGCGAGACCAAGGGCAAGACGCUUGAGGAGCUCGACCAGGUGUUCUCGGUUCCCGCACGUACGCACGCCGCGUACGGCCUGCGUCAGAUCCCCUACGGCAUCAAGAAGUUCAUCCUCUUCCAGAACCCCAAGCCCGAGGUGCUGUACGAGGAGGAGAGUGAC